Messenger RNA from Penicillium antarcticum, 1017 nucleotides. RefSeq lists its product as uncharacterized. The record is from RefSeq and is a predicted model, not a curated record. Lineage: Eukaryota; Fungi; Ascomycota; Eurotiomycetes; Eurotiales; Aspergillaceae. The coding region runs from base 1 to 1017 and encodes 338 amino acids. The transcript has 4 exons.
AUGAACGCGUUUCAUAUCAGCUUCGGUACAGGACGCCACAUGGUCGACCUAGAUCUGCCAACAACGAUUGUCCCAACCCUCAAACACUGGUAUGCCUACCAGCUCGUCUACCCACUAGCAAUCGGCCUAGUCAAAUUCAGCAUUCUUUCUCAAUACUACCGCAUCUUCCCUGUGAGGCGAUUCCGAAUCGCCACAGCUACGAUCGCGGGAGUCGUCUUCCUCUAUACAGUCAUUGUCAUCUUCGUCAACGCCUUCGAAUGUCAUACCAAACCCUGGCGUGCAUGGGAUCCAACCGUAUAUCCAAACGGCUGCAAUAGCCUCACAGCGACAUACUUCUCCAUGGCAGGUACCAACAUCCUAACCGAUGUUAUCAUUCUUUUUAUGCCUCUUCCACUCAUAGCGAAACUGAAUCUCCACCGGAGGAAGAAGUACGCAUUAAUAGCAAUCUUCCUCACUGGAACCUUCGCCUCAGCAGCCUCGAUCGUGCGCCUAAGCGCACUAUACAAGUACAUGAUCACAAAAGACGUCUCCUACGACGCGAUCCAGAUUCUACUCUGGUCCCAAGUCGAAGUGAACAUCGCCAUUAUAUCCGCCUCAGCACCAUCGCUUCGGCCGCUAUUCCGCUCGGUCUUCCGGGGGUCGUCCUAUUAUCGGACUGGGAAGCAUCGCGAUGGGGAAGCGGAUGGUGAGGGUGGGAUUUCGGGGACUGUUGGCUCUAGUCGGCGGAGGACGUUGGCGCCGCAUGAGUAUCCGUAUCCUGGUGUUGAGUUUGUCAUGCGUGAUUUGGAGGAUUGUGAUUGUUAUAGGGAUGGUGGUGAGACUGUGAUUGUGGGUGGUGAUGGAGUUGUUGAUGGAGAUGGGCAGAAGGUCGCGGUCGAUGUUUCGAGUUUGGUGACCGUUCCUGCGCCUGUGCAUGCUGAUGGGGUUGGGCUUGGUCAGGAUGGGAUAUUGGAGGCGAGGCGGCUUGGGGAUAUUACCAAGACGGUUGCUAUUGAGAUGAAAAGUGAAGAGAGGUAA